Messenger RNA from Trichoderma citrinoviride, 549 nucleotides. RefSeq lists its product as hypothetical. The coding region runs from base 1 to 549 and encodes 182 amino acids. The record is from RefSeq and is a predicted model, not a curated record. The transcript has 2 exons. NCBI's taxonomy places the organism in Eukaryota, Fungi, Ascomycota, Sordariomycetes, Hypocreales, Hypocreaceae.
AUGAGCCGCAUCAGCGACGCCAUCGUCAAGGACCACCGCGAGCUAGAGGACUACUACAACCGCAUCACCCAAUCGAAAGAUCUCGACGAGCAGACGAGAUAUCAGAACCAAUUCGUUUGGGAACUUGCCCGCCAUUCCAUCAGCGAAGAGCUAGUCGUGUAUCCAGUGUUUGAGAAGUCGCUCAUCAAUGGCCAGCAGAUUGCUCAAAAAGACCGUGAGGAGCACCAAAAGGUCAAAGAGAAGCUCUACGAGUUCCAGAAGCUCUCCGCCAAAGACCCAGACUUCAUCCCCACGUUAAAGAGCCUUUACACCGAUUUGAAGCAGCAUAUAAGGGAGGAAGAAGAGGAAGACCUGCCGAAGCUGGAACAAGCCGUGUCUGGAGACGAGUCUCGGCAGCUUGCUAAGAGCUUUCAAAGGACCAAGAAGUUUGUGCCCACUCACAGCCACCCUUCCGCCCCAGGUAAGCCACCGUUCGAGACUGUAGUUGGGCUCCUCUCUGCACCACUUGAUAAACUCAUGGAUGCGUUCAAAAAGUUUCCAAAGGACUAA